GGGAACCUCAUUAUUAAAUAAGUUUUUAAACAGUCGACACACAAUUAGUGGUACUGUCCGCUUGUCAAAUUUAUUCAAUAGUUUCGCCGUCUGUUGUUUUAAAUGUUGAAGCCGAUAAUAUUGGACGUUGAGUGCAUCGUUUGUAAUAAAACGUUGCAAAAAAUUAAUCACGAUCCCCAAGAAGUUGCGCGUAAAAUGGUAAAAAUUACGAACAGACGAUCACGGACUCCGAAUUGGUCUUUAGAAGAAAAACAAUGCCUACUAGAGCUAAUUAAGGUUCAUAAAGAGAUUGUUAUAACUAAAAGCAACAACGGUCCAAAUCAUUCCGAGGAGAAAGAUGUCGCUUGGAACGAGAUACUUAGAAAACUGGCUUUAAAGUUUGGGAGUAAGUUUAAUGCAUUUUCAAUUAAGAAGGUGAAGACUCAAUGGCAGAACAUGAAACGUAUAGCUCGCGAGGAGAUCACAAAUAAUGGACCGGCUCUCGAAAAAUAUUCAAGACAAUCAUUAGAAGUGUGUAGUAUUCUAGAUAUAAUAAGAGAUGGUGUGCUUAAAACAGAAGCUGAACAUUGUUCUGAACCUUCACUUACAGCUAAUAUUGAAAUCAAGACUGAAUGUGUAGAUGAAGAUAUAAGUCAACCAAGUUGCAGUGGUGAGAACAGUUUUACAUACCCAGAAAAUUCUCAAGAAAAAACCAAUGACACUAUCACUUUAGAAUCAUCAUCUUCCACCAUAUCUGAUCAAAUAUCAGACAUGGAUGCUGAUCUGCCUGAAGAGUUACAAAACAUGAGAAAGAAAUCAACCUUUUCAAUGACUGAAUCCACAUACUUUGACAAUGUUACUAAUAAUAUUCCAUUUCAAAAAGAAAUACAAGAAUUUAUAAGAUAUACAGAAAAGGAGAAGCAAUUAAAAAUGGAGUCCUUGAAAGAAGAGCGUCAAGUGGUUAGGGCUAUGAGGGAGACUGCAGAAUUGAAUAAAAUUAUUGCAGAACAAAAAUUGAAGCAUGUACUCUGGAUUAAAAAGCAGGAAAUGGCGUAA
Danaus plexippus (monarch butterfly) is the source of this 1035-nucleotide messenger RNA. RefSeq lists its product as uncharacterized. The record is from RefSeq and is a predicted model, not a curated record. NCBI's taxonomy places the organism in Eukaryota, Metazoa, Arthropoda, Insecta, Lepidoptera, Nymphalidae. The transcript is spliced from 3 exons. Bases 103 to 1035 code for a protein of 310 amino acids.